GCGAGGCCGGUGCGCUCCGCUGGCAGAACCGAGCCCGGGCGGGCAGGUGGAGCUGAGACCCGCGAACGGAGCAUGGAAGAUUCACAGCCCGGGAUGGACCUCAGUAACCCUCAGGAACAGCCCAUAGCUGCAGAAGAACAAGAGGAUUUGACAGACUGUAAUCUGAACAAAUCCCAGGAAAUGGAAAGCGUGGAUAAUGUAGAAGAUAUGAAGGAGCACAAUCAGUCUAAUGAAGAAGCAGGAGAUGAUGUGAUUAAAGUGAAAGGUGAAUACAGUGAAAGAGAGGAGAGUGCUUUAAAUUCCGAGCCUAUGGAAAACCUGGAAGAAUCUGAACUGCCUUACACAUAUCCCAGAGAAUAUAACGAAUAUGAGAGCAUUAAACUGGAAAGACACUCGGGUUCAUAUGACAACGUCAGGCCAGCUAGUGGAAAGAUGAAUUGUGAUAUCUGUGGAUUAGCCUGCAUUAGCCUCAAUGUCUUGAUGGUUCAUAAGCGUAGCCACACUGGUGAACGGCCAUUCCAGUGUAAUCAGUGCGGAGCUUCCUUUACUCAGAAGGGAAACCUCCUCCGCCACAUUAAACUACACACAGGGGAAAAACCUUUUAAGUGUCACCUGUGCAGUUAUGCCUGCCAAAGGAGGGAUGCGCUUACGGGUCACUUAAGGACACAUUCUGUGGAGAAGCCUUACAAAUGUGAGUUUUGUGGAAGGAGCUACAAGCAGAGGAGCUCGUUAGAGGAGCACAAGGAGCGGUGCCGGACUUACCUGCAGAAUGCUGGCAUGUGUGAGGCUGCCAGCGUGGAGGCAAGGCACAUCAAGGCAGAGAUGGGGACUGAAAGAGCCCUUGUGCUGGACAGGCUAGCAAGCAACGUGGCAAAGAGAAAAAGCUCAAUGCCUCAGAAAUUUAUUGGUGAGAAACGGCCCAACUUCGAUAUUAAUUACAACUCCAGUUUCCUGUACGAAAAGGAGAGCGAGAUGAUGCACGGGCGCAUGAUGGACCAGGCCAUCAACAACGCCAUCACCUACCUGGGGGCCGAGGCGCUGCGGCCGCUGGUGCAGACGCCGCCGGCGCCCACGGCCGAGGUGGUGCCAGUCAUCAGCAGCCUGUACCCGCUGCCGCUGCCCCGCGCCGACGUCCCCAACGGCUCCGCGCCCGACGGCGACAAGAGCCACCUCAGGGACAAGAGCCUGUCCUCCGACAGGGGCCUUUCCCCGAACAACAGCGGCCACGACUCCACAGACACUGACAGCAACCACGAGGAGAGGCCCAACCCCGCCUUCCCCCAGAGCCAGGUGAUCGCCGCUCCCACCCGCAACGGCCUCCAGGCGCUGAAGGAUUUCCCGAGGCCCUACGACAUCAUCAAGCCGCCCGCCAUCUGCCCGCGCGACGCCUUCAAGGUCAUCAACAAGGAAGGGGAGGCCAUCGGCGUGUACCGCUGCGACCACUGCCGCGUGCUCUUCCUGGAUUACGUGAUGUUCACCAUCCACAUGGGCUGCCACGGCUUCCGCGACCCCUUCGAGUGCAACGUCUGCGGCUACCGCAGCCACGACCGCUACGAGUUCUCCUCGCACAUAGCGCGGGGAGAGCACAGAGUCGUGCUCAAGUGAAAGGACCGGCUCUCCAAGGUCAAAGGAUGUGUUUCCUGUCAGAGGAGAGGCUUGGUUGGUUGGGGUUUUAAUAAGCAUAAUGAGAUUUCUUGAGUAUUUUUCUAGGCCGGUUUUAUGUGUGUCACGAGGAGGUGGCAACUUUUUAAAUUUGUUUUUCCCGAUAAUUCAGUGUUCUGUAGCAUCUCUGCCUGGCUGCUGUGGUGAGUGGGACUGUGGGAAACACCAGGAGCAGAGACUGGUUUUGAUAUGAACUUUAUUUUUGUGAAACUUCAGAGCCAUUUACGAUGUUUUCAAUUUUUAACUUGUGUUUGUUUUUAUGGAGUUUGCUUUAAGUCAGCACAAAAUAUUUUCAUGCCAAUUCCCCUGCUCACUCAGGUGUACAGUCAGAGGUGUUUUAGAGGAGCUUUUCCUGGUUAUAAUCCCAAUGGCCUCCCAGUUGCUCAACACCAAAACAAGGAAAACAAGGGCAGGAAAGGUGAGAGUUUAUUAAUUCCUCCUUAAAGCUUUUCCUCUAAGCCCUAACGAGAGUGUGGCACACUUUCAUUUUUCUUACUUGCUGACAUUCUUUAAAGUUACUCAGUAAGAGGAUAAUAAGAAAUGAGACCUAUUUGGGGUUGGGAUUUUUUAACAGUUCAUAUUUUUGGGAUACCCAAUGAGGUCACUGGUUGGCUUAUCCACGUGGCCUGGAGGAAAUCCCAAUUUUCAUUGCUGGAAACUCCUCCUUUCUGAUGGGUCCCUAGAAGGAGGAUGAAGCUGUGCUGUGUGUUGUGCCUCUGCCUUGCUCUCACAGCAGGACAUGUGGCUGUGCCAUCCAUGUCCCACAGGGUGGCCCUGGCUGGCUGUAGACAGGUGAGACCUCAGGCAGGUGUGUGAGAGCCACACCCACACCAGGACAGCCCUCAGGAGGUGCAGCUCCACACCCUGAGCAGGUGCCAUCCCUUUGAAGCUGUUUUUUACAACAGUUCUUUGAGUCUCCCCAUGGCCCUGCAGCUGUGUCGGUGUCCCUGUGCUGGAGAGGGGUUUGGUAAUGGCUUUGCUGAGUGAAGGUUUAGUCUUUGCAAAGUAUUUUUGUAUCUCAUAGUUAGGAGUGUUCUGAUGGACUUUCUGCAUCCCUUGUGUGAUUUGAGAGUUGUGUUGCUUUUGUGCUAUCCCUGGUGAUCCAAUCAAUUCCCUAAGGGAAGGCUGGAGAACUGAGGGUCAAAUACUGAAAUUCAUCCCUUUCUCUGAAUUCUUUUGGCUCAGUUAUUUCCUCCCUGAAUUUUAAGGUACAAAAUAAGAAAUUUAUAUUCAUUAUUCCCACUAAGGGUGGGUCUGGAGAGGCAUAAAUCAGCCUGCAGUGUGCCUGAGUAUCCAGAAUGCUGUGGAAAUGCUAAUCCAGCAUUUCCUAAUGCUAAUCCUGCUAUCCCUGGCAUUGAGAAGAACUCUUGCUGUUAUGUGUGGAGCUGUAAAGCAGGUUUAGGAUGUUUCCCAGAGCCCCAUGAUGACAAAGGUGCAUGUUGGCUCUCCCCCAGUGAACAUCCAUGUCACAAUGGGAACAAUGCUCCUCCUGUGAGGGAGGCUGCAGUUCCACCAAGGAUCAGCCCCAAGGGCCAAGCUUUUGGGUCCACAAAACAGAGGGAAAGGGAGGGGAAGGGAGCGAGAGAAUUCCCAGAGAACAAAGAGAAGGUUGCCCUGACAUUUUAAAGUCCAACUUUUUUAGGACAUUGUGGUUGUGUUUAUCAGUUUCUAAUUUUGUGACAAGCUUGCUUUCCAAUGGCUU
Molecule: messenger RNA, 3364 nt
Organism: Ficedula albicollis (Collared flycatcher)
Lineage: Eukaryota; Metazoa; Chordata; Aves; Passeriformes; Muscicapidae
Gene: IKZF3
Product: IKAROS family zinc finger 3
Exons: 9
Coding region: 73-1605 (510 amino acids)
Biological process (GO): regulation of transcription by RNA polymerase II
Molecular function (GO): DNA-binding transcription factor activity; RNA polymerase II cis-regulatory region sequence-specific DNA binding
Source: RefSeq, a predicted model, not a curated record